AUCCAACAUAAAAAGAGCCUUUGUUCUUGACUUCAUCGCACCACACCCCUCUCCUCUUCACUCUCAACCUCAUUCACAUCUUACAUUCACACCACACACACACCUCUUGAGCAGUCUCUGGUAUCUACACCAGCUGACUCUCCUCCUGAAAAAAAAGGUCGCGCUCAACACUCUCUGGCUGCUAUAGACCAGCGACCCGCACACAUCUAUCCGACCUCACGUCGUCGAGAUCACUCAAGCUUCUGUAACCUCCAUACCUGAAAUCAUGACCCCCAGCGUCGCUGCACCUACCACCGGACCUAUCAAGCCCGGCAUGUUUGACAUCUCCACCGUUUUCGUCGCCGACAAGGCCAACCGUGACGAAGCCGCCCUCAACCUCGCUGCCUCUACCAAGAAGGAGGGCAUCGACUUCCUCGGCUCCAUCUCUUUCUCUGAUGCCAUCAUCAAGGCUCUUGCCGACAAGAAAUCCGCUGCGGCUCGUGAAGCUGCUUGCUCUGCCAUCUCCACUCUUUGCGAGAACGGAGCUGCUUCCCUCCUCGAACCCUAUGUCAUCUCCUCCGCCGCCGACAGCCCAUUCCCAGCCCUUCUCGAGGCUUUUGCCGACAAACAGGCCGAAGUUCGAGAUGCCGCCGUUGCCGCUGUCAAGGCCGUCGUCCAGUCUAUGAACCCUUGGGCCACAGGAGUCAUUCUCCCUGCGCUUUUGAACCAGAUCCGAACCGCUGGAAAGUGGCAGAUCAAGACUGGAUCGCUCGAGAUUAUCAACCAGCUCGUCAUCUCCGCACCCGAGCAGAUGGCUCUUGCCAUGCCUGAUUUGGUUCCCGUCCUCGCUGAGGCCGUCUGGGACACCAAGACAGAUGUCAAGAAGGCCGCCAAGGCGACCUUGCAAAAGGCUGUCGCUCUUGUGCAGAACAAGGAUAUCGAGAAAUUCAUCCCCGCUCUCGUCAAAUCCCUCCUCAACCCCAUUGAGGAGGUUCCCAAGACCAUCACCCUCCUUGCUGCCACCACCUUUGUCGCUGAAGUCACAGCACCUACCAUCUCCCUUAUCGCUCCUCUGUUGAUCCGAGGUCUCGAUGAGCGAGCCACACCCAUCAAGCGAAAGGUCUGUGUCAUCGCCGACAACAUGUCCAAAUUGGUCAACUCUGAAUACACUGUCCGACCUUUCCUUCCCCAACUCUUGCCUCGUCUGAUCAAGACUGGCGAGACCAUUGCCGACCCCGAAGCUCGAUCCGUCUGCAACCGAGCCAUUGCUACUUUGCGACGAAUCGGAAAGGUCCCAGCCGAGUCUGACGGUACCAACCUUCCCGCUCUCAAGGUUGCCGAAGGUCCCGCUCUCGCCACCAACUUUGUCGCCCUCGUCAAGAAGCACGGAGGCGCCACUGUCGAGCAAUCCAACCCCGCUCUCUUGUACGCUGGAACCCUCGCUGCUUCCCUCGUCAAUGCCCACAACUACGACCAAAAGACCUGGGAGGCCACCCUUCCCAAGUACCUCAACCUCGCUAUCCCCCACUACGACUCCAUCCCCGCCGUCCUCGAACUCUUGCAGAAGAAGGCCGACGAGGAAGAGUCUGAUGACGUCAAGUUUGACGAUGAGGAGGAGGGUGAAGACCUCUGCAACAUUGAGCAAUUCAACUUGGCCUACGGUGCCAAAAUUCUGCUCCACCACGCUUCCAUGCGUCUGAAGCGAGGACACCGAUACGGUCUUUGUGGACGAAAUGGUUCCGGAAAGUCGACUCUCAUGAACGCCAUCAUCAACAACCAAGUUGACGGAUUUCCUCCUCCCACCGAGGUUCGAACCUGGUACGUUCAACACGACAUUGACGGAUCCGAGGAGGACAUCUCCAUCAUCGACUGGGUCGCCUCUGACAAGCGACUCAACUGCACCAUUGAUGAGAUCAAGACUACUCUUGACUCUGUCGGAUUCGAUGAGGGCAAGCAGAAGCACUCUAUCGGAUCUCUGUCUGGUGGUUGGAAGAUGAAGCUCGCUCUUGCCCGAGCCAUGCUCUUCAAGGCCGAUAUCCUUCUCCUCGACGAGCCCACCAAUCACUUGGACGUUGUCAACGUCACCUGGCUGAUCGACUACCUCACUUCCCUCACCCACUGCACCUCCAUCAUGGUCUCGCACGACUCUGACUUCCUCAACCGAACGAUCACCGACGUCCUCCACUUGAACAACUUCAAGCUCAAGCGAUACCCCGGUAACCUCGAGACUUUCGUCAAGCACGUUCCCGAGGCCAAGGCCUACUACCAGCUCGAGGCGUCUGAGGAGUACACCUUCAAGUUCCCCGCUCCUCCUCUUCUCGACGGUGUCAAGACCAAGGAGAAAUCCUUGCUCAAGAUGCGAGACGUCAGCUUCCAGUACCCUGGAUCUCCCGUUCAGCAACUUUACGACAUCACCCUCCAAGUGUCUCUCUCCUCCCGUGUAGCCAUUCUCGGUCCCAACGGUUCCGGAAAGUCUACCUUGAUCAAGCUCCUCACUGGUGAGACCGAGCCCAACAAGGGAGGUCAAGUCUGGAAGCACCCCAACUUGGUCAUCGGUUACGUUGCCCAACACGCCUUCCACCACAUUGACAACCACCUCGACUCUACUCCCCUCGAGUACAUGCUCUGGCGAUACCAGACCGGAGAGGAUUUGGAAGAGCUCCACAAGGCCAACCGAAUCAUGACGGAGGAAGAGGAGAAGAAGAUGAAGGAGGGAUCCACCUACGUCAAGGACGGUGUGAAGCGAAUCAUCGAUGAGAUUGUCGCUCGUAAGAAGCUCAAGCAGUCCUACGAGUACGAGGUCACAUUCAAGGGCAUGUCAUCUGCCGAAAACAUCUGGCUGCCGCGGACAGAAUUGAUCGACCGUGGUUUUGAGAAGAAAGUUUUGGAACUCGACACAAGGGAAGCCCAACGUCUCGGAUUGAUGCGUCCUCUUGUCAGGAGAGAGAUUGAGAAGCACUUCGAAGACUUCGGACUCGAGGCAGAAUUCACCUCUCACAACUCGAUGAGAGGACUGUCCGGAGGCCAAAAAGUCAAGGUCGUUUUGGCUGCUGCCACCUGGAGAAAACCUCACAUCAUCGUCUUGGACGAACCAACCAACUAUUUGGACCGAGAGUCUCUCGCUGCCUUGAUUGCUGGUCUCCGGUCGUUCGAAGGUGGUGUGUGCAUUAUCACACAUCAACAGCAGUUCUCCGAGGAGAUUUGCAAAGAGGUCUGGGCAAUGCGUGAUGGUCACCUGGAAGCAUCUGGACACAACUGGGUCGAGGGACAAGGUUCCGGAGAAAGAAUCGACAAGAAGGAUGGCGCAGAGGAUGAGGAGGUUGAGCUCGACGCCAUGGGCAACCCUAUCGUCAAAGCAAAGAAAGAGAAGAAGAAGUCUGCUGCUGAGCUGAGAAAGGCCAAGAAGGACCGUAUGGCCAAGCGCAAGGCCGGUAUCGAGGUCUUUACGGACGACGAACUCUAAACCAUUCGCUCCUCCGUGCGAGAUGCUCGUUCCGUCCAACCGUCGAUACUGGGCUCUGUAGAUGCUUUUCCCGCACUGCAGUGCCGCUCGUUUGGGUCAUAUAAUAAUUUUUGUGUACUCUCUCCAAACCGUUAGACGUCUUAGAGUGGUAGACCGUGUUUGUACAUUAUAUCUCGUGUCAGGUCUUCACAGGACUGGCUUCUCUGAUGAUUUGACGAUGCAUACCCGUUUCAGACAGA
Messenger RNA from Kockovaella imperatae, 3681 nucleotides. RefSeq names its product P-loop containing nucleoside triphosphate hydrolase protein. Gene Ontology annotation, molecular function: ATP hydrolysis activity; translation elongation factor activity; ATP binding. Lineage: Eukaryota; Fungi; Basidiomycota; Tremellomycetes; Tremellales; Cuniculitremaceae. Bases 266 to 3442 code for a protein of 1058 amino acids. The transcript has 6 exons. The record is from RefSeq and is a predicted model, not a curated record.